Molecule: messenger RNA, 2865 nt
Organism: Paralichthys olivaceus (Japanese flounder)
Lineage: Eukaryota; Metazoa; Chordata; Actinopteri; Pleuronectiformes; Paralichthyidae
Source: RefSeq, a predicted model, not a curated record
CAGGUCUGGACGUUGAUGGUAUCUACAGAGUCAGUGGAAACUUGGCUGUGAUCCAGAAAUUACGACAUAAAGCUGAUCAUGAGGAGCAGCUGGACCUGGAUGACGGACUGUGGCAGGAGAUCCACGUGAUCACCGGAGCUCUGAAACUUUUCUUGAGAGAGCUUCCAGAGCCGCUGUUUCCCUUCAGCUGCUUCGACAAGUUCAUCGCUGCCAUCCAAGUUGCAGACCACAAUCUGAGAGUGUCCUACAUGAAGGACCUGGUUCGAUCGCUGCCUUUGCCAAAUCAUGACACCAUGGAGCUGCUGUUCAAACACCUGCGCAAGGUGACCGAGCACAAAGACUGCAACAGGAUGUCGGUUCAAAGUGUUGCCAUUGUGUUUGGACCCACGUUGCUCCGCCCUCAGACUGAGUCACCCAACAUGACGAUCCACAUGGUUUUCCAGAGCCAGAUUGUGGAGCUCAUGCUCAAUGAGUUCCAGUUCAUCUUCUCCCAGACGUAGGAGGAUCCUCCUGUUGAAUUUCCAAGAACCAUUAGAUAACCUCUUGGGGGCGCCAGAGCACAUUGAGAAAUGCCAAUAAUCUUCUGAAGUGACAGAGAAGCUCCUUUUACUUUGUGCCUCAACACCUCCUGUCACAUGGUGCCUUUCUAAGCAAAGUCAGACUCUUCUAGAAAACUCUGUGUACAUAAACAUCAUCAUCUUGCUCUAUCAAGAUCAUGCUGCCACAUUCUGACCCUCUCAAAGCUCUGUGACUUACAUAAUACAGGUACAACCUGAUAAGACCCUGCAUCAGUUUGGAACCAGCUUUGCUUCUCGUUCAAAGACCAAACGGCUAAUUAAAAACUACAAAUAUCUCACUUUAAAACAAAAGAUCCACAUUUUUCUAGAACUUUGUAGAACUUGUAGAACACCCUCUCCUCUUUUUUUACAGAACCUGAAACAUGGGACAUGUUGCUUAACCACUGCACAGUAACAAUUUCAGAGGAAACAUCUAGAACCUUGUAUUGUUGUGAAACCUUCAUGAGAAGCGACAGAUCAAACUGAACCAUGGUUCUGUUCGUUUGCAGAGUGAAAACACUUUUUGGGAUAAUUUUGACUUUUGGACCAAUCACAGGAAGUAGAGACAGCAUUAAACAAUAGAAGAAGAAAAAGAUUAAGAAGCAGCUACAGUCUUCACCUCCGACAAUAUAAUGUUUGAACCACAAGGACGUUUAUUUGGUGGAGUACUGUAAUACUGUAGUACUGUGGUUCAGUGGACUACUGUAGUACUGCGGCACUGUAGUACUAUAGAGUACUGUGCCGGAAGGUGCUGAUGCUGCUAGUAAUACCAUCACAAUGCUACCAUGGCAACUUAAUGAAGCUUUAUUCAUUUUCUCCAUUCAAACAGAAAGACUACUGCCCCCCCCACCUGACAACACACUCACGUCAGACUCGUCUUCAAACCAAUCAGAGUCAAGUAUAGGGAGAUGACGCCCACGUAGGUGAUGACGACAGGAUGUGCAUAUGUCAGACAAAAUUCUUUAGUCCCUAAAUGAAUGUGAAACUAAAACUAACAGAUCAAAUGAAACUAUGAACAAAUAUGAAGCUUCAGAACUUGAGACACAAACUCUCAUCCUCUGCCUUUAAAAAGUUCUGUUUACAUGAACUUGGAUGAACCCUGGACAGAGAUUUGAAGAAAAAACUGUCAAACUGUCUCCUGGUUGUGUUUUGUCUCCAUUGAUUGAAAUGUCUCAUGAGCUUUAAACAAAGAAACAUCUCUCUCAGAUAAAGACCUGAAUUUUCUCUCAUUGUGCACAUGAACAGGUGUUUUCAUGUGUGAUGCUAUGUAUCCAUGGAUACCAUCAAACAGUUUCCCCCGGGAACAUCUCAUCAGCUGGACGUCAGAAGUCUUGUUUCUUCUCCAUCUUUAUUUUUAAUCUGACAUCUGAUUUUUGGAAAAUGUCAUCACUGACAGGAGGUGGACUCUGGUCUGCCAGUUGCAAUGACAAUAGUUCAAAGUUAAACAUUUUCCACAGUUUUGAAAUGACAUCCUGUGCAUGAUGAGUUUGAUUUCAAUUAUUGUGAUGAUGAAUUCAUGAGGUGAAAUAAUCCAGAAGAAUUUGUUUCCAGUUUAUAAUGUUCAGAAGAAAAGUGAUUCUCAUCUCCUAAAAUGUUAUUUCAGAUGGAAUAAUUAACAUAUUAUAAGACAACAAAAAUUGAAAUCAUAAAAGUUCAUCUUGUGCUGUCACCAUGAUUAUAAUGAAGUCUGGAACAAUAAUGAAAUUACCAAAGCCCAUGAUGAGUAUUUUUCCUUCACCUCACACUGUGACAAACAUUACAUUGAUUCAUUCUUAAGAAUCUUCUAUCCAAAGUGAAAAAUCGGUUCUUUCAGUCAAAAUAUGGACAAUAUAUGGAGUCUCAGUGAAAUAACAACUCACGAGUUCUGGUAAAAUAAAUUAAUAUUUUUUACAUAAAAUUUUCAUUGUUUUAAACACUGGAUAAAAAAUGUUACUCUAGAUGUGACAGUGUGGUUUUUUUGAGAGUCCUCACAUGACGAGAUAUUAUGUUAUCACGGUUUAACCUGAAAAUGUACAAACUGCUUCCUGUCUUUGUGCUAAGCUAGGCUAAAUGUACCCUGGAUUUAUCUGGACAAGACUGACACUGAAAAAAGUGACAUCCAUCGUCUCACCAGUGUGUUAAAGUGUUACUGUAAAUCUAAAUGAGGGCUUUUGGAAAGUUCUGAGGACCCAGGUUGUUUCCAUGAGGGAAUAUACACAGAGCCACCGGGUUCUAAUGAAACAUUUAAGGAUGAAUGUGCUGUGACGACACAUCUGCAUAAUGCUGUAUGAUAGUGUUGAGUUAAUAUGUAUUAAAGAUGCAGAACAAA